Hypomesus transpacificus is the source of this 3001-nucleotide messenger RNA. RefSeq names its product splicing factor SWAP (gene sfswap). Gene Ontology annotation, biological process: RNA processing; mRNA 5'-splice site recognition. The record is from RefSeq and is a predicted model, not a curated record. Bases 1575 to 2975 code for a protein of 466 amino acids. The transcript is spliced from 11 exons. NCBI's taxonomy places the organism in Eukaryota, Metazoa, Chordata, Actinopteri, Osmeriformes, Osmeridae. Gene Ontology annotation, molecular function: RNA binding.
CACAUUGCUUUUGCCUACAUUUCCAUCAUGGCUGCAAGGGGAAAAAACAAUGUCUUACAAACGCGUUAGCUCUGGGAUUCUGUCUUUGUGUAUCUAAAUGAAGCAAAUCAAAGAAGACUAAAGAAUAGCAUUCACUCGAAUACUUAUUUAUCUGUCCACUUACGUAGCUCCUGUGAUUUUGGAAUGUUUCGGCGCGGCGCAGGAAAGAGGGAUCACAACAACAAGCCGGUGAAAAAGGAUGUGAGUGACAGCGAUAAAUAUGCAGACCUCCUUGUUUUCGGCUAUGCGUGCAAGGUGUUCCGAGACGACGAGAGGGCUCAAUUCCACGAGCAUGGCAAACAUCUUAUCCCGUGGAUGGGAGACAAGGACAUCCUGAUUGAUAGGUCGGUUGAACAAACUCAAAAGGAACCGUUAUCCUAACCAACUUUCCUACCCUAACCAGCUAGCUAACGUUAGCAUGCCAGCUAACGUUAGCUUAUCAAUAUAAUGUAUUUUGAACUGAAGGGGACAGUUCCGAUGUUAUUUUACAGAAGGCAACAUGUUAUUUAACAUCUGACAUAGAUAACGCUGUUGAUAAAACAUCAAUUUAUUUAGUUUGCGUUGAGUGUGAGUUCAAAGAAUGGCUUUUAGGUUUUAGGCCCGAUGUUAACAUGUCAAGACGCAUUGUCCUUUCCAGUUGAGACCGGGCUCUGCUCAGCUGCCAAUCUUGCUGGUCAUUCUGCUCUCUGCUUACUCUUCCGCCAGUGUCCUGGUGCCGCAGGGAGGCCAAUGCGUCUUGACAUGUAUGACGAAUUUGCUCUGGUAGUUUCAUUGUUCAAAUAUAAGCGGUUUAUUUGCAAAGGUACAAUGAUACCAAGCUAUGGAAUGUUCAGCCGUAGGCCUGUUAAAUGAAGUUUUCUUCGCUUCGUAUUUUGGACAUCUUAUGUGACUAUGGUGAAGACCACCAGAGCACUUUCAACAAAAAACAACUGUUGCCUACGCCUAUGUGUGCAAUCUUGUGUAUUUACGCUCAUGUUUAAUAAUAAUGUAAGAAUGUUAACAAUGUACUCCACUAGCUUAUAUUUUUUAGCUUAUAUUUUUGAUCCUCUAACCAAACUCUCUUGCAGGCAGUGGGAUAUUGUAUUACUGUAUUCCCAUCCAAUGUAAAAUGUUCCUUUAGGAACUUUGGAAACAAACUCACUUUUCUAUUAAACCGGGAGCUGGAAUCCUUUUGUUGGCCUCCCCAAUCCUUCUGAGCCUACCUCCUAUUUCCAAUGUAUGUGUGUGUGUCUCUCUGUCACGUAACAUAGACCUUAUGUCCCCAGCGAGGUAGGCUAAGGGGUCCCACCAGACCCCGAAUACCAACCCCAGCACCCACUUCUCUCUUUCGAUGAAGAAACUGGAACUGAGAGGUGGCGUAGAGGAGCGAACGCAGCAAAAUAUCGUCCGUUUGGGUUCUUACGGCUAGGUACGAUGGGCGCGGUCACUUGCAUGACCUCUCUGAGUACGAUGCGGGCUCGUGGAACAGGGACUACCAGCUGUCAGAGGAAGAGGCCCGGAUCGAGACCCUGUGUGAUGAAGAGAGGUACCUGGCCAUGCAUACAGACCUGCUGGAGGAGGAGGCACGACAAGAGGAAGAGUACAAGCGCCUGAGCGAGGCCCUGGCUGACGAGGGCACUUACAACGCCGUCGGCUUCCGCUACAGCGCUGACUACUACGACCCCUCACAACCCACUGAGGAGGAGGAGGCCAACAGGGAGAUGGCAGAGGAAGCCGAGUCGGAGGAGAAUGAGGAACCCUUUGUUGCCCCCCCAGGCCUGGUCAUCCCCCCCGAUAUGGAACUGCCGGCGACCACCAAGACCCACGCCAUCAUCGAGCGGACCGCCAACUUUGUGUGCCAGCAGGGGGCGCAGUUUGAGAUUGUCCUGAAAGCCAAGCAAUCUGGGAACUCUCAGUUUGACUUCCUGCGUUUCGACCACUACCUGAACCCUUACUACAGACACAUCCUCCGCGCCAUGAAGGACGGCCGCUACGUCCGACCCUCUGACAGCAAGCAGGACCAGUCUCAGGAAUCCCAGUCCGAUUCAGACGACGACGGCGACGGCAACUACCUCCACCCGAGCCUGUUCGCUCCGAAGAAGAGCUCUCGUCUGGAGGAGCUGAUGAAGCCUCUACAAGUCAUGGACCCGGACCAUCCCCUGGCAGCGCUGGUGAGGAAAGCCAAGCAGGAACAGAAUGGAGCCGCCGCCGCCGCUGCCGCCGCCAUGGUAACCCGUCUGGAGGAAGUGGCAGAGCCAGCCGUGACCACGACUCCAGCAGAGUACGCUGCUGACUCCAAUGUAGCCGCAAUGUAUUAUGGGUAUUGUAUGCUUCCCGACGGGAGUUACUGCUUAGCCCCGCCUCCGCCGGGCAUCGACGCCAACGCCUACUACAGCUCCCUACCCUCUGGCAUGAUGGGACAGGCCUCCUGCACCGGAGCCCCGCCUCCUCCCGGGACCACGCCCCCUCCGCCUCCCGAGCCAAUCAUCACAGCAGCUCCGGUCGCAGCCCCUCACCAGCGUGCCCCCGUCCCCACGCCCCCUGUCGUAGCAGAGACCAGCUCCAAGCCCCAGGCCCCAGCCCCUGCUCCAGCCCCUGCUCCAGCCCCAACCCCUGCCCCCGCCCCAACCGCAGCCAUCAUCCCUCCGCCCCCUGACAUCCAACCCGUCAUCGACAAGCUGGCCGAGUACGUGGCCAGGAACGGCGACAAGUUUGAAACCAGCGUCCGCGCCAAGAACGACCCACGGUUCGACUUCCUGCAGUCCUGGAACCAGUACAACACCUAUUACGAGUUCAAGAAGCACUACUUCAUGCAGAAGGAAGCAAACAGCCGGCCAGAGAGAGCCUCCAAUCCCUACACCGUGGGGCCGGAGGAAGAGGAGGCAGACGACAAACCGCUGAAAGAUGCCAAGCUAAUUAAAGGUACACAGACACAGACCCCAGCCCGUCACGGCUGACAUUUCCCAGAGUAGCUCUCUCUCUG